Dentiscutata erythropus is the source of this 870-nucleotide messenger RNA. Lineage: Eukaryota; Fungi; Glomeromycota; Glomeromycetes; Diversisporales; Gigasporaceae. The record is from the annotation of a GenBank genome assembly.
CUCCCCGGAAUAAAUAUGAAAAAGGCAACAGUGAUAACUCUUCUGAAACUGAUAGCAUUUCCUCUUCCAACAUUAAAUUUAUAGGUGGAAGACCUUACUUUAAUGAAGAAACAUCUGUUUAUUUUUUACCUACAGAUUGGGAAGAAGCAGAUAGAAUUCAAAUGGAACAUUUUGCAAUGAGACAUGCUUUUGGUGGCAAUUAUACCGCACCUCUAUCUGAAAUUAUAAAACCUGGAAGCAAAAUUUUGGAUAUUGGUUGUGGUUCUGGUCACUGGAGCUUCGAAAUAGCACAAGAUUUUCCUGAUGCAAAUGUUUAUGGAGUAGAUAUCUCUUCAACAUUUCCGGUUAGCAUAAAACCUAAAAAUUGUCAUUUUCAAACCUGUAAUAUAACCGAAGGUUUACCAUUUAAAGAUGAAGAAUUCGAUUAUAUUUUUAUGAGAUAUAUGAUAUUUGCUUUGAAAGAUCAUCAAUGGACUUAUGUAUUAAAUGAAAUAAAAAGAAUUUUAAAACCAGGUGGUGUCUUUGAAUGCGUAGAUCGUGAUGUUCUUCCAUUUAGGGCAGGCAAAACCAUAACUGCUUUUGUUGAAAAAUCUCAAACCAAAUUAUAUAAACAAAGAGAAAUUGAUAUUCGAUUCAUAAUAAAGCUUGAACCAAUACUUAAAGAAAUGGGAUUUCAAAAUGUGACUUGUUCACAUAAGCACAUACCUUUUGGAAAUUGGGGUGGUAAAAUUGGUGAAAUAUGGAGACUAAAUUAUUUAAAAAUGGCUGAAACUCACAGAAUAGUAAUGCCUGAAAUUUUAGGUAUAACUGUUGAUGAGUGGGAUAGUGUAUGUGCCAAGAUAGAUAAAGAACGUACUGAAAAUCAAGAAU